UUAUUUUAAUUAUGAACAGAGUUCAUCCUGAUGGAGAAGAGAGACACAAGGAGCAGGAAGAGGUGAAGGAUGCAGGGAGAAUAAGGUGGAUAGGCCAGCAUUCGUUUUUAUUGGCAACUCUUGGCUCUGUUAUUAAUUUCGGGAGUUUUUGGAGGUUUCCGUUCAUUGUUUAUCUGAAUGGAGGAUUAAUUUUCUUCGUUCCAUAUUUUAUAGCUUUGUUCUUUGUUGGUAUCCCGAUGUUGUUAUUAGAGAUCACUCUUGGGCAAAAAUAUCAAAGAGGGAUUGUCAGUGUGAUGAGUGGAAUAAAUUCCAGAGCUAUAGGCAUCGGAUUCGCUAGUAUCUAUUCUGUAUGGUGGAUUGCAGUAUAUACAUCCACUAUUCUUUCAUGGGCUACUUAUUAUUUCUUCCUAAGUUUUGCUUCCCCUCUUGAGUGGUCAGAUGAAGGAUACGAUGUCAAAUGAGGAGGAGGAUCUUCCAAGGAAUAUUUUUAUAGAAAUUUUCUGAAGUACCAAAAAGAUACAUGUCUGUAUAAACAGCCAAAGGAAACAGAUGAAGUUGCUUGGUUCAUAUGGCUAUGAAGUCUACUUGUCUGGACAAUAAUCUAUUUCAUUGUCUUUAGAGGGGUCAGGUCAAGCUCUUAUGCUGUUGCGGGAACGGUUCCUUUAAAAUUUUGCUUACUCUUCAUACUUAUGAUUAGAUUUUUCUGCCUUGAUGGGGUUGCUGAAGGUAUGGAUAUACUCUUCACAGGCGAGCACAAUACAAAGUUUGGAGAAAGAUUUGAAAAGAUCUAUAUUUGGACGAAUGCUUUAGCUGAGACAUUUUUGUCUCUUAAUUUAUGUCUUGGAAUCAUGACAGCUUAUGGGUCGUAUAAUUUAAAAACUAAACCUGUCAUCAGAGAUAACAUGUUUAUUGCCUUUGCUAACACAGCAAUCAAUAUUAUCUUUGCAUUCUGAGCUUUCUCAGUGAUUGGAUACUUAAGAGAUGCAGGACAUCCAGCUAGAACACAGACAGGAUACCUUGGAUUAGCAUUUAUUGCAUAUCCUGCAGCUGCAGCUGAAAUGGCAGGGGCUAACUUUUGGAGCCUCAUGAUAUUUCUUAUGAUCUUUCUCAUUGGAAUUGAUUCAGUCUCUUCAAUGAUUGAAGCUAUCUCUACUGUUGUUCACGAUAAUAUCCUUGGAGAGAAACUUGACAGAAUGUACACAACUCUCAUCAUAUGAUUCAUAGGAUUCUUAUUCAGUCUCCUCUAUUGUUCAGACAUAGGCUUCAUCCUUCUAGAUGUUACGGAUUAUUAUGUGACUAUUUAUGUCCUAUCUCUUAUAUGUAUUUUCAAAUGAGCUGUCGUAGGCUGGGUGUACGAAGUUAAGGAAAUUAGUAACAAAGUCAGCAUUAGCUCAUUGAUAAUUUAUACCUCAGGGUUCUGGUUCUUAGCAAUAAUAAUGCCCAUUAUCUCAGUGAAUGCAUACAAUUCACACACAUGGACAACGAUCUUGAUACAGUUUUCUCUUCUACCAGUUUUGGUAGUAAUUUCUUGGUUAUUCUCAAGACAGAAUACAUUUGCUGAAUGGUUCGAUAUUGUAUUUUAUUCAGGAGUCAGGAAGGUCUGCAAGUACAUGACUCUAAUCUCAAACAAAGAGAAGAAAUCAUACAAUGAAAAGGAAUGGUGGGAACCUAUCUUUAAGUUUUGGUGGUGCUUCAGCAUAAAAUAUGUCAUUCCAUUGGCAGUAGCACAUGGAGUUCUCUUCCAAUUCAACACUGAUGCGAAGACUAGGUACAAAGGAUAUCCUCUAAGUGUGAACUUUUUCGGGUGGUCUAUCUUAAUUGUAGCUCUUCUGAUUGUGAUCGUCCCGAUAUUUAUCUUCAAAAAAUCUGUGGAGAAUUCUGACCACAAGGAAAGCAUCUUUGAAAUGAUGGCGAUAGAACACUUUACAGAAGAAGUUAUGCAGAAGAGGAAGAAACCUCAAGUAAAAGAAGAGAAGAAGACAGUCGAGAUGAAGUCUAUUGAUGCUAAUGAUGCUGACCAGAGCAAGAGUCCAAUGAGAACGAAUAGAUCGAUUGUGGCAACUGAGAGCAAUAUCAGACUUGAUGAAGAAGAUUAG
Messenger RNA from Moneuplotes crassus, 2096 nucleotides. The record is from the annotation of a GenBank genome assembly. Lineage: Eukaryota; Ciliophora; Spirotrichea; Euplotida; Euplotidae.